This is a messenger RNA of Limulus polyphemus (Atlantic horseshoe crab), 9644 nucleotides long. RefSeq names its product protein lap4-like. The record is from RefSeq and is a predicted model, not a curated record. Gene Ontology annotation, biological process: neurotransmitter receptor transport, endosome to postsynaptic membrane; neurotransmitter receptor transport postsynaptic membrane to endosome. Gene Ontology annotation, molecular function: protein binding. Gene Ontology annotation, cellular component: postsynaptic density; adherens junction; postsynaptic membrane. The transcript has 40 exons. The coding region runs from base 177 to 7034 and encodes 2285 amino acids. NCBI's taxonomy places the organism in Eukaryota, Metazoa, Arthropoda, Merostomata, Xiphosura, Limulidae.
GAACCGCCACUAACAAGUUGAAAUCAGAAAGUAAUAUACAGUGGUUGUGAAACAGUCGAGAUGCAAGGAAUGUCAAAAUGAUCUGACGACAUUAUAACUUGGUGGCAAUUUAAAAUACUGCCUGUAAUAUUUUGGAAACUACAUUUAUAAUAAGUUUUGUAUAUCGUAGCAGAAUUAUGUUUCGAUUUAUUCCAAUUUUGGGUGGCUGUAACCGACAAGUGGAACGUAUUGAUAAAAUACAUUGUAAUUUAGUGAGUAUACCUGACGAUGUAUUGCGUUAUGCACGUACCUUAGAAGAGCUUUGUCUGGAUGGCAAUCGUUUAAGAGUUUUGCCAAGGGGACUUUUUCGAUUAGUCCGGUUAAGAAAACUGUCUUUAAGUGACAACGAAAUUUGUCGUUUACCUCCAGAUAUUGCUAAUUUGGAAAGUUUAGUAGAAUUUGAUGUGAGUAAGAAUGACCUUGAUCACCUUCCUGACAACAUUAAAUAUCUCAAGUGUUUGGAAGUUGCAGAUUUCAGUAUCAACCAUCUUACGAAACUUCCACCAGCUUUUUGCCAGUUGAAAAACUUGACAUUUCUGGGUCUUAACGAUGUUUACAUUGCACAGCUACCCAGUGACAUUGGAAACCUGGUCAACCUACAAUCAUUAGAAAUGCGGGAGAACUGCUUACAAAACUUACCACCGUCGUUUGCUUUGUUAACCAAACUGGAAUGCCUUGAUAUUGGUAACAAUGAAUUUGAAGAACUUCCUGGUCUCGUUGGUCAGUUAAAGAGUCUUCGAGAGCUUUGGUUGGAUGGUAACCAGCUUUCUACUCUACCAAAGGCCAAUCAGAACAAAAUUAGUGCUUUACCUCCAGGCAUAGGCAAGUGUGUUAGUUUGCAAGAAUUAAUACUAACAGAGAACCUGCUGACAGAAAUUCCACCCUCAAUAGGCAACCUUGUCAAGCUAAGCACUCUGAAUUUAGACAAAAACAGAAUUUCAAAGCUUCCUUCACAGAUAGGUAACUUAACUAGUUUGGGAGUUUUAUCACUUCGAAGUAACCUUCUGAAUUCCAUUCCGAUUGAGAUGGGAAGGCUGAAACAACUGAGAGUUUUGGAUGUUUGUGGAAACAGGCUCCAGUUUCUUCCCAUUACUGUUACUGGACUGAACCUUAAGGCUUUAUGGCUUUCUGAAAACCAGUCCAAACCACUGCUGAAGUUCCAAACUGACGACCAGGAUGGGAUGAAAGUUUUGACGUGUUUUCUAUUACCGCAACAGGAAUAUUAUAAUCAAAUUCAGGAGGACAUGCAGCCCGGAAAACUGCUGAUAAAAUCUACUUCUGAAACCCAACUUCAAAACAUUGAAGGACAAGAAGAAAUGAAUCACAAAGAUGAGGAAAGAGUUUCUGCUGUCAGAUUUUGUGAGGAAAAUGAGGAAGAGAAAGAAGAAAAAGAAACUCAGUUUAUCAGGCAUGACACUCCUUUUCCCAAAGAUAUGAAGGUUAGACAUCACAAACUUUUGGUUUCCAAAGCAAAGAACAUUGAUGAGAGUGAGAAAACCACAGAAGAAAAUGUCCAAAUCCAGCAAGCCUCUUCAGAAGUAGACAUGGUGGAUUCAACUGACCGUUCAGUUAACCAUAGUUCAACAGAUGGAAAAGAAAUGCCCACAACAGUAAAAAGUGUUUCAAGACAUAAGGAAGAGAAAGAACUGACAGAGCCCAUUGAAGAACUUGAAAAAUUAGAGUCACCCAGUCCUCAGCCCAAGCUUUUAAAACACUCAAAUGAAGAAAUUUUACAAAAGGAGGAAAGUGCUAAUGCUAUCAACCAUAACCCACCAAGAGCAAUUCAACCUGCUACAGCAACAGCUUCUCCAUGCUGUGAAAGAUCAGCUGAUAAACCCACUGUUAGUACUGUCAACCAUUCUAACUCUGAUACAAAGACAUCAAACGUUGUUGAAUUCCAAAACGAAGAAGUUGGAGUGAAUUAUUCCUCGAAAGGGUCUGAUACCAACCAUAUAAGUAGGGAUGAAGAUUGUAAUGUAUCAUUUACCUCUGAAACUGAAAACCAGUCAGAACACCAUCCGAAACUCCAUCACAGAGGUUCUCCACAUAAAGUAAAAAUUAAACGUGUCAAACCUUCAAUUUUAAAGGAAGACGAAGAAAAGCUGAUGAGAAAAGAAAAAAUGAACAAAGUGGAGGAGCCACUCCCAACACCACCUCCUUCCCCUCCUCAACUACAACCUUUUAGCAGACAGACAGAAAGUGUUGGAGCAGCAAGUUCUAGAAGUUUUUCACAACCUUCUACAUCGAGCCCACUUCCUUUCGAGACAAUGGAAGAAGCACAUUGCGUAGUUCUCCAGAGAGGUUCAGGUGGUUUAGGGCUUAGUAUUGCUGGAGGAAAAGGCUCCACACCAUAUAGAGGAGAAGAUGAGGGUAUUUUUGUCUCCCGUAUCACUGACGGAGGUCCAGCUCAUCAGUCGGGAAUACAAAUUGGGGACAAAAUACUCACGGUAAAUGGAGUGCCUGUAAUGGAUGUGGAUCAUUAUGAAGCUGUAAGUAUACUAAAACAAGCAGGAAAUGAAAUUAAGUUGGUGACUGUACGUGAAAUUCCCAGAUUCAUUAGCCAAAGUGAAAAUCCAUCUCCUGUAUCUUCAGUAAGAAAAGUCCAAGAGCCAGUUGAACAUUUAAAUAUGCUUGUUGAGCAUAAGAGAGUAGAAACACCCUCUUAUCAACAGAGAAUACAUACACCUCCUCAGCAACGGGAAGUAGAAACACCCACUCAGCAUGAGAGAAUACAUACACCUCCUCAGCAACGGGAAGUAGAAACACCCACUCAGCAUGAGAGAAUACAUACACCUCCUCAGCAACGGGAAGUAGAAACACCCACUCAGCAUGAGAGAAUACAUACACCUCCUCAGCAAUGGGAAGUAGAAACACCCACUCAGCAUGAGAGAGUAGAAACACCUUAUUAUCAACAGAGAGUGGAUACACCUACUCAGCAACAGAGAGUGGAUACACCUACUCAGCAACAGAGAGUGGAUACACCUACUCAGCAACAGAGAGUGGAUACACCUACUCAGCAACAGAGAGUGGAUACACCUACUCAGCAACAGAGAGUAGACACACCUACUCAGCAACAGAGAGUAGACACACCUACUCAGCAACAGAGAGUAGACACGCCCACCCCACAACAGAGAGUAGACACGCCCACCCCACAACAGAGAGUGAAUACGCCCACCCCACAACAGAGAGUGAAUACGCCCACCCCACAACAGAGAGUGAAUACGCCCACCCCACAACAGAGAGUUGAUACACCUACUCCACAACAGAGAGUUGAUACCUCGGUUCAGCAGUGUCAGGGAAGUAUGACCACUGAGCAGCAAAGUUCAGACAUGCUUGCACAACAACAUAAAGUAGAUGAAGACACUCAGAAACAGAAGUUGAUAGAUGCUACAUUGUUAUCUUUUGAUGAGCAGUGCUUUACUAAAAAUGUGUCAAUAUCAACAGUUGAUACUUUUCCUGCCAAAACUACUGGUCCAUUCAGUCAUGAGAUUAAACAAGUGGAGGUAGUAAACACUCCUAAGACCACAAAACAAAAUAUUUUACCUCCAAGUGUACCAAUGACAGAAACUCUGACUGAUACUGUGGAAUAUGAGGUGAAACACGAGAUUAUCCACACUAUACUAUCGAGAAAUCAUAAUGGACUGGGGUUCAGUAUAUCUGGAGGUAUUGACUCAAUUCCUUACAAGGAGGACUGUGUGGGUAUAUACAUCUCUUGUAUCACUGAAAAUGGAGCAGCUGCUAAGGAUGGAAAGUUGAAAGUUGGGGACAAAAUCUUGUCCAUUAAUGGAGUGGAUGUAGAGGACGCUCGUCAUGAUCAAGUAGUCAGCAUGCUUGUGGGACUAGAGAGAUAUGUCCGCCUGGUAGUCCAGCGUGAUCGUUUGGUGCCUAAGGAUCCAAAAGUACCCAUUAGUUUUGUUUCUACACCUGCUCAUAAGUCAACUAAGGUGUUCGGUGUACCAAAGCCCUAUACCUGUCUCUAUUCUGCAGACUCUUACAUGGCCAAUAGACCAUCUUUUUUAGGCACCUACAAAACAGAUGGACACUCUACACAUUCCAUUUAUACUAAACUACCCGUCCACAGGAAUGAAACUGUGGGAAUGUCAUCUUUUUCAACCACCACUACUCAAUCAACCAGUACAAUCACUGCCACUAGCCCAACAACCUCCCCAUUUUGUCAUUCUUCUACAUUACAAUCAUCCCCUAAUAUUCUCACUACUACAUCUCAGUUUGUAAGGCCUAGCAGCUACUCUGGUUUCUCGGUUUGUGAACCACAUUCACUGCCUCUCCAGGCUACCCACACCAGCAGUCCAAUACAAACACCUGAUUAUGCAGAAGAACAUCUGCCUUUUUCCAACCUUCCAGAGAACUACUCCAGUUCUCAGCCUCGUGUGGUUUCAAAGCAAUUGGGAACAUUUGAUACAAUGAUUCCAGAGUAUUCAAACUCUCAUAUCUCUACUGCUCGGUCACAGUCAACCAAGACAAUAGUCCCUUUUACUUCAGGAUAUUUCAACCCACAGUCCCAGGUCUAUUCAUCAUGUUCUCAAAAACCACAAGUGUAUGGGGAGAUCUCCCAGAAUGGUCCCUCUCCUGCACAAGUAACAGAAUUUUCACACUUGGCUAAAAAUAACCAAGCAACUUCUCGACUAAGUGGCCCUCUAGUGACAGUAACCAUUCAGCAGCCAGAAUCACCUGUACCAAUUGGGCCAGAAUUUCCCCCUCCACCCAAAGCUCUUGGAACUUUCACAGAAACCAUCACUCGAUCAACGUACACUGAAACCAUCAGUACUCGACUUACCAACAAUACUUUAGCUCUUACUGCCCCACUUGUAGAGGAUGUGAAGCUGAUAAAAGCUGGCCAUCCCUUAGGCCUUAGUAUCAUAGGUGGAGUCGACCAUCCUUGUUAUCCAUUUGGUCAAAAUGAACCUGGAAUAUUUAUAUCUAAGAUUAAUCCAAACAGCACUGCAGAAAAGUCAGAAAAACUUUUUGUAGGAGAUCGCUUAAUAAAGGUGAAUGGUGUUGAUAUUCAAAAAGCCACCCACCAAGAGGCUGUACUAACACUACUUGCACCAACACAUGAAGUGGUCCUUACAGUUCAACAUGAUCCACUUCCCAAGGGGUGGCAGCAAACACUAAAGCUUGAACCUGUGGCAGUAACUGAAAUGAUAAUUUCAAGAGAGCCUCAUGAAAAGCUUGGUAUUUGUAUUAAAGGAGGAACACAUAGUGAGCCUGGAAAUCCGUUUGAUACUACUGAUGAAGGAAUUUUUGUUUCUUGGAUCCAUCCUGAUGGAGCAUCGAAAAGAGAUGGACGUUUAAAACCGGGCAUGAGAGUUAUUGAGAUUAAUGGUGUAUCAUUGAUUGGGGCUUCAUACGAAGAAGCGGUACAUACCCUAAACAAUACUGGAGAAACAGUGCAGAUGAUAGUUUGUGAUUGCUACAAUACAGCAAGCAGUGAGAGCUCGCUGAGUGAUACAAAAUCUGCUCAGCCCAUGCUAUCCAUGGGCCGAGAAGAUGAGAACACUUCAGUUUCCCAACAGGAUCAGUUAAAGAAAGAUCAAGAUACAGAUUCUCACAGUCUCUCAUCUACAUCUUCAACUCACACGGACAGGGCUGUGGCCAACUUGCCGAAGUCACAAGCAGUUGUUCCUCAUGUUGCAAAGACAGUUGAUCAAAAAGUGUUAGAAGUUGUGCGAGCAGCAGAACAGCUGGUGCAACCUUUCACGCUAGACACAUCAAACGGUACUAAUGGUGAGAACAUCUCUAGUGGCAAGGAGACAAAAACAACCACCAUUGUAAUGAGGAAGUCUGUAGUCAACCAACCGCAACAACCUAAUUCACCUGCUGGCCCAAGGUUUAAUCCUUCCCCAUUACCCUCUUUGGAUUAUACUUCCUCUCCCUCUCCUUCUUUCAACUACGUUUCCUCCCCAGUUCUGGGAAAUUUGCAGCUGGAUAACAGCAGGGACUUGCUACUUGACCCCAUGGGAAGCCAAGAAACUAAUUCUGAGAGGUGCAAGACAGCCAAGGAUGACCAAAGUUCUCCCAGCAGUGCUGAACUUGACCCUGCAGGCCUUUCUUUUGUUGAGAAGAGAAAGAAGUUUGAACAAGCAGCUUCUGCAUUCCCAUGGCCACCACCACACAACAAAAAUAUUUCUAGGAACGUUUUUCAUGGUGGAAUGCAGCAGUCUUAUGAUUCAGAUAUAGAACAUGCACCAUCAAGAGAAAAAGUACACAUUCCUCAGACUGUUGUGGAAAAUUAUUCUGAAUCAACACCUCUCUCCGACAGUUGCAGAGAAGGACUUUUUGGUCACAAUAUAGAUUCAGACAGAAUUGAACUUGAUGAAAACAGUUUAAAUACUACAGGACUUACUACCAGAGAGAACUUGGCUGAUAACAUAUCAGGUACACUAACAACCAUUCAGUCAGCAAAAGCUGAGAGAACAGAGGCUAAUUUAAAACAGAAGGGUCUAGAAAUUACAGAUGAAAAGUUUUCUGAACUUAGCCCAGACCAACAGAGAGCAAUACAAGCAGAGAAGCGUGCAGCAUGGAGGCAAGCAAGAUUGAAGUCGCUAGAAGAAGAUGCAUUCCGAGCUCAAGGGGUAAAUAUAAGAGCUAAGAAGAUGAAUGAAACAUUAAUGGAAGCAAGACCUGUAUCACCUGUCUUAACGGUUGUAGAGAUUGAUCUUGAUAAUCAGAGUAACAAAGACUGUGUUUUAAGACCCGACCACGUCACCAGUGAAAAUUGUAGAGUGUUACCAUACACUAAUGGAGGUAUAGAGAUAGAGAACAUGGGCAAGAACAUUAGAUCUUUAGAACUAAAUGCUGAUGUGAAUGGCCAUGCUGAAAAUGAUAUAUCUUACAAAGAAAAAGAAAUGGUUAUUUCAGAAAAUAGUUCAACAUCUUUAGUGGAAAUCGAGGAGUACCCGGUAGGUGAAUCUUCUCCUGCCGUGGUGUCAGUACCAGGUAAAAAGAAAAAGAAAAGACGAUCAAAAAAAAGAUAAAAUUUAGACGUUUGUCAGAAAGACUUGUACAUAGUUUUGAGAAGUCUUUGUUUAUAUCGGUGUUUUUCACAAUUUUGAAAGAUCAGCAUUGUAUAUACACUACUGCUUACUCAAGAUAGUAUUUAGUUAAUACUUGGCCUGUCAUUGCAGUUUGACAACAUUUGCAAAAUUAUGUUGUUGUUUUUUUUAAGACUUGAGUGUAACCAUGUGAACAUUUUUAAGCUUUUUAUUCACGAGUGUUUUGAGGUCAUUAUAUAUUAGUGUGAUUGUGCCGUUGGUAGGAAGCUUUGUAAUUUUUGUACACUGAGAAUAUUAUUUUGCAUGUUAAUUUCUUUUUAAUGUUAAGCCUAGAGAAACUUGGAAAAUUUAUUGUGUUUGUGUCAAUAACAAACUGGCUUCUUGUUGAUUUUGUGCAUAAUUAUUGUGUGACUAAAUGAAGGAAAAGUUGUGUAGCAAUGUACUGUAAAAGACUAUACUUAAUAUGUAUAUUAACGAUACUGAAUCGUCCAGAAGUUAGUUUACUCACCACAUUUGUAUCUUCCUAAAGAUGAAUUAAUUUGUUGAUGUGCGGUAGUCAUGUGUUAAUUUCCAAAAAGUAAUUUACUGACCAUAGUUGUAUCUUCCUAAAGAUGAAUUAAUUUGUUGACCAUGUUGAUGUGCGGUAGUCAUGUGUUAAUUUCCAAAAAGUAAUUUACUGACCAUAGUUGUAUCUUCCUAAAGAUGAAUUAAUUUGUUAACCAUGUUGCGAAUGUUGAUGUAUGUUAGUCAUAUGAUAACCGAUACCAAGUAUCUUUGUAGCUUAAGGUUGGUGUUUUUUUAUAUCAUUUAGUACUUGGUAAUAAUCCUGGUGAGAUGUAUUUAAUAUUACGCAUAUUAAUUUGUGUACAUUUAGAACAUUGUGGUGCAUUAAUUAAUUGUUAAAGUUUAAAAGAAGAGAAUCAUUUGUUUUGUGCAUCUAUAUUUUUCCUUAAAAUGUUAUCUAUCAUCAAAAUUACUUGUAUAUGAUCAUGAUCUAUAUUUUGCAGCACCAAGGCAAAACAAAUUUUUUAAUUUAUUUCUUUAUAAGUGUGGCCAUUCUAAAAAAUAUUUUGUAGUACAACAUUUGUAAUGAUUUAUAUUCUAUUACCUUAUGAAAAAAAAAUAGUGAUUAAACUAUUUUAAUUAGAUAAAUUUCAAGUAAAUUGCUUGUCUUUUGGGACAUGUGUUAUUUUUAUAAAUAUAUACCUUCACACAGAAAUAUAUAGUCUUCUAAACUAGAUGUAAUUGUUAUCAUUUAAUUAGUAAUUUACUUUUUAUAUAGAAGAAUAAUUAAAAACUUUUUAGCAUAGUGAUUUUUUAACUUUUUGUAAAUGUAAAUAAAACAAUCUGUAUUAUGAGGUUUUUACGCUUUCGUCUUUAAGCAAGUGAUUAUGCUAGACUGUUGUUUCAAUGAACUUAAAGAAUAGAAGUAUAGUGUUGCUGUUAUAAUAUUACCUUGUAGUCCCUUUAGUUUGUAUUCAAGGGUUCAAAACUCAAAAUGUGAUUAUGCUGUCCAUUUAGGUCUUACAGUCCGUGAAGAUUUCUAUAUUUUAUUACAUUGCACAGAUGAAAGAAAUAGUUACUCGUGCACUUUGUUAUAGAGUUCUUCCAAAUUUUUUAUUCAAGAUAGAAAGAUGCAAUGUUUAAGUGCUUGCGUAGCUGUAAAAAUAUGCCACUGAGAAUGAACAAAGUACUUUCAAUCUGAAAAUGUUUCUAAAAAAACAGUCACAAAUAUAUAGGUAACUAGGCUUAGUCUUUUUUCUGAAAGUAUCCUAAUUUUUUGUAAAAGUUAUAUUUGGAUUUCUGUUUUAAUCCUCUCGAUAAAGGUGAGUCAUAGAGCACAUAUUAAAUUCAAAAUUUAAUUAAACCCCUUUAUUAUCGACGCAUGUCAAUAAAAUUGUCAUCAAAAUGUAGUUCAUAAUCAAUAUUUCAAUAUUAUAUACAUGUUUUUAAUUUCUUAAUUCUAAAGGAAAUAUUAAAAAAAUUUUAAAUGUUCAUUCUUGUGUGUUACAAAAUAUAUCCGUGCUUUUACUUGUUCAGUUUAAAUUAUAAUACACCUAUGAAGCAAUGUCUGUAGUGUUUAAACAAUUAAAAACUCAAGCUUCAGAUAUUGACAAGAUAGAAUACAAAAUAAAAACUUCCCACCUUUUAUAUUUUCUGAGAUAUUGAUAUAUGUAUCACCUCUCAUAUCUUAAUUCUUCUGAAGCUACUUACUUUUAAAUAUAUGUUUAUAACCAAUAAAAAUAGCAAAUUCUCAACUAUGUAAAUCUGACAGCCGUCUGUAAAUUUAUUGACAGGGAAAUCUUUAUUUUUCUAGGAAAAGUUAAGUGUGUUGACUAAGCCAUUAGUCCAAACAAAAAUGAAUUUUUUUUUAACCCACAUAUAGCUUAGUUAGAAAGCCAGAUAAAUUACAGUACUUAUGUGAUGUACUAUUCUGGUAAGUGAUAAUUUUUUUUUAAAUGUAUAUUUGGAUGUUGUUAAUCAAAAGGGGGAACCAGUCAUUGUCUAAGUCAUUUUGAGAUAUAAAGUCUCGAAGUUAUUGUACAACUAAAAAGUCAGCAAUAAAACUUGAUGAGUUUAUGUAUACUGUUA